Salarias fasciatus (jewelled blenny) is the source of this 2003-nucleotide messenger RNA. RefSeq names its product histone deacetylase 12 (gene hdac12). Bases 41 to 1081 code for a protein of 346 amino acids. Gene Ontology annotation, biological process: epigenetic regulation of gene expression. The record is from RefSeq and is a predicted model, not a curated record. Lineage: Eukaryota; Metazoa; Chordata; Actinopteri; Blenniiformes; Blenniidae. Gene Ontology annotation, molecular function: histone deacetylase activity. The transcript has 8 exons.
AUAACACCACAGUGCGUGAACCUGAGUUUUCCUGCGUGUUAUGAGAGCGGACAGAAGGAUGACCUGCACGAAGCGGAUCUUCAGACCUCGGUCUCCGCUGCUCGGCGCGGCUCUCGGCUCCUGCAGACGUUUCCACGCAGAAACAGUGAGGCUUGAAUCCAGAGGACUCCCCAUAAUCCACCACAGGAAGUAUGUGUGUGAGCUUCCUCCCAACCACAGGUUUCCCAUGGAAAAGUUCCCCAGAGUUUUACACUUUUUGCUCCAAGAUCAUGUUAUUACUGAGAAACAGGUGUGGGUCCCUCAGAUUGCCUCGACAGAUUUACUGCGCUGCGUUCACACCGAGGAGUACCUGAACGAUUUCAUACACGGGAAAAUAAAUGAGCGUGAGCAGAGGAGGACCGGAUUUCCCUGGAGCGAAGGCAUCGUGAGACGCUGUCGAUAUGAGACGGGAGGGACGCUCCUCGCCGCUCAGGUCGCUCUGCAGAGGGGGCUGGCCUGCAGCACGGCAGGAGGAACACAUCAUGCUUUCCCCAGCUACGGUUCGGGGUUUUGUCUCCUCAAUGACCUGGCGGUAGCAGCAAAACACACACUGGACAGCUCCUCGGCUCAGAGGAAGGUGCUGAUUGUGGAUCUGGACGUGCAUCAGGGCGACGGCACCGCUUUCAUCUUUAAAGAGGAGCCGUCGGUCUUCACGUUCUCGGUGCAUUGUGGGAAAAACUUCCCCCUCCGUAAACAACACAGUGACCUGGACGUCAGCGUGGAGGACGGACUGGAGGACAGAGAGUACCUCGCCACCGUGGAGGCCCACCUGCCCUGGCUGCUGGACAGCUUCCGCCCCGACCUGGUCCUGUACGACGCCGGCGUCGACCCCCACUGGGAGGACGAGCUCGGGAGGCUCCAACUGACCGACCACGGGCUUUACCAGCGGGACCUGUAUGUGAUGAAAACCGUGGUGAGCAGAGGCGUCCCUCUGGCUGCGGUUAUUGGGGGAGGAUACUCCAGAGACAUCGACAAGCUGGCCCUCAGACACUCCAUCGUCCAUAGAGCGGCAGCUCAGGUUUGGAGGGAAGCUGGAAUGUGACUUCUGUAAAUCCUCAGAGCUUUGCUGCGUGAUCUUCAUCUCUGAAGCCAAUUCCACCACUAGAAUAGAAAGACUCCUUUAAUCCCUGAGAGAAGUUCUUUAACUAGCGGAUGUGGUCGCCAUGCAAGAUGCCUCAUCCGCCCAGUGUGAGCAGUUUGAGUUUCAGUGUCUCAUCCAAGGACAUUUUUACAUGUGAAUAGGUCAAGUUGGAGAAUCGAACCUGCCGCAAUUGUUCUCGAAACCACUUUUUUUGUUGUAUUGGUCUUAUCUAAGUGUCCACAGUCUAUGGUCUCGGUCUCACAAUGUGUCAGACUGGCUGAGCGUCUCGAAGGGAAGCCAAGUUAAUGGUCAUGUCAGUCAACAGCACUCAAGAGUCAGUCCUUAAAUAGUGUAGAAGUAGCAGUCAUGCUAUUGCCACACAUAUUUGAUCUCAACAUUUAUCGUGAGUUCACACAGUAGACCUGCUCUGUCUCAGUGUUUUUGUUUCUGUAGUUGAAUACAAUCUCAUAUUUAUAGUAAGCAGCUGAACCCAACAUGGUGCUGAUGUUCUACAACUCUUGCAAGAUGGAAGAAAAAACUUUUUUUUUGAGGUCUUAGUCUUGACUACAAGUCGUUUCGGAUUUAAAAAUGACCACUCUACGAACUGACUACAUUCGCCUCCUGGUCACCGGUACCUUGGCUCCAUCUAGUGGCACAGAUGUGUGAUGACAAUCUAGUCGUCAAUUAUAGUACGACCCCAUUUUUGAGAAUACAAUUUCUGGAAAAAAAUAUCAUCCUAUAUUCGGGCCAGUAUGGUAUUAUCUGGUAUACACAGUGCAUUUCGACUGUUAAAUAUUAGAAUCUACCAGAGCCGGGAGAUGUUUUUAAAUAAACUACCUCUAAACUGAUGCUUUUAAUGCUCCACGUUCCCUCUACAAUAAUA